GGCAUUUCUGCAGCGCCCAACGACCUCCAGAGAAGUUUCCCGAGGGUGCCAGAUCCCGGAAGCGAGGCAGAGUUUGCUCUCAUGAAGAUGUGGCUCGCAGACUGCGACCAGAACCAUAAAUGUUCAGCGAAGAAAUUAGCUCAGAGAAUUCUACUUCCGACGAGACUACUCUUUAUUGGCGACGAUAGUAAUCUGUCCGUGAAGUUGGUCUCGAAGGCUCAAGAUUGCGAUCUAGACUACGUUGCACUUUCGUACCGGUGGAAAUACUUGGGCGACGAGAAACCCCUUCUUCUUACUGACAAGAACAAGGAAGAAUUCGAAAGGGCAAUUGAGCUCAAUAAGAUGCCCCAGACAUUUCAAGAUGCUGUGAAGGUUACAAGAGGACUUGGCGUCCAGUAUCUCUGGAUCGAUUCUUUAUGCAUCAUCCAGGGCAACAAAGAUGACUGGAAUAAGGAAUCUCAACGCAUGAAAGAUGUGUACAAUGGUGCAUAUUGUACAAUCUCGGCCACGUGUGCUCAAAGUACUCAUGGAGGAUUUCUCCAAAAGCGGCCAGAGAGGCGGUUUAUAGGAGUUGAUACUAUCACACCAAAUGGCAAGGAAGCUCGAAUCUAUAUCUGCGAGGCUAUCGACAACUUCGAGGAGGAAGUAGAGAAAGCCAAGUUACACAAAAGGGGCUGGAUCUUCCAGGAAAGAGCGUUGUCGCGGAGGACUCUGCACUUUGCCAAGAACCAGGCGUAUCUUGAAUGUGGCGAUGGCAUCUGCAGUGAAACAAUGACCAAGCUGUUCAAGCGAGAGUCUUUCUUCUUCUCAGACGCGAACUUCCCCGAGCAAGCCUUAGAGUUCCAUAAAGGCAUGAAGAUCAAAUACUACGAGACCAUUUGCCAGAAGUACUCGAAGCUGAACUUUUCAAACCCUGAAGAUCGAGCCGUCGCAAUGGAGGGACUAGAAAGCAAAAUUUUGGAAGCUUACCAAUCGGGCGGCCAAUUUGGACUUUUGCACAACCACUUUGAGCGGAGCAUCAUGUGGCAGAGGCCUGGGAAGGACCCUAUGAAGCUAAUUGAACAUUCCAAUAUGGAGAAGAUUCCGUCCCUGUCGUGGAUGAAAGUCAAGGGAGCUAUCAAAUAUCUU
Molecule: messenger RNA, 1128 nt
Organism: Hyaloscypha bicolor E
Lineage: Eukaryota; Fungi; Ascomycota; Leotiomycetes; Helotiales; Hyaloscyphaceae
Product: HET-domain-containing protein
Exons: 2
Source: RefSeq, a predicted model, not a curated record